This is a messenger RNA of Carassius auratus (goldfish), 1361 nucleotides long. RefSeq names its product dihydrofolate reductase-like. Gene Ontology annotation, molecular function: dihydrofolate reductase activity; NADP binding. Gene Ontology annotation, cellular component: mitochondrion. Bases 153 to 734 code for a protein of 193 amino acids. Lineage: Eukaryota; Metazoa; Chordata; Actinopteri; Cypriniformes; Cyprinidae. The transcript has 6 exons. Gene Ontology annotation, biological process: folic acid metabolic process; tetrahydrofolate biosynthetic process; dihydrofolate metabolic process. The record is from RefSeq and is a predicted model, not a curated record.
AUGUCACAUGGUCAGCCAUGCUGAUGUUUUAAUGCUCCAUAUUCUAACGGGUUGAGUUCGAGAAGGAUGCCAACACCUCAUCCUAAAUCUAAUAGAUGGCUGUAGUUUGUGACAUAAACCAGAUAAGUUGCUCUUAUCGAAAAUCGUAAUUAAUGAACAUCGGGAGGGAGGAGAUGCGUAAACCAAUCCGGCUCAUCGCGGCGGCCUGCAGUGACAUGGGCAUAGGAAAGAACGGACAGCUUCCCUGGAGUCUUCCAAAAGAAUUUCAGUUCUUUUUGGAUACAAUUACAGCUGUGUCAGCGCCUGGAAAAAAGAAUCUGCUUGUAUGGGGCCGAAUCUCCUGGAUCUCCUGUCCUGAAACAGUCUUCCCUUUGGCCAACUGCUUAAAUUUGGUAUUGAGCAGGAAGUUGAGUGCAGUGCCUCUACGUGCCCACUAUCUGUGUAAGGAUUUCGGGUCAGUAAUUGACCUGGCUUCUGAGCCUCCUUUAUGUCACAUUGUGGAGACCAUCUGGGUUUUAGGAGGUCCAAAGGUAUAUAAGGAAAGUCUUGAGCAUCCAUGGUGUGAUCUCAUCUAUCUCACCGACAUCAUGGCCGAUUUUGACUGCAAUGUCUUUUUCCCAAAAUUUGACCGCAAUGUUUUCAGAAAGCAAAAGGGCUUUCCUGGAGUACCAGAUGAAAUUCAUGAAGAAAAUGGUAUUAAAUUUCAAUUUCAAGUAUUCAAGAAAGAAUCUUAAAACUGAAGCCACGAGGAGACAAGACUGUCAAAAAAUGAUGAAAACUAGAAUCGUUUUAUGUUUACUUAGUCUGAAACUAUGGAGCCCCUAAGGGGGCAUGCAGUGUCGCGUGAACACCGAAUUUGCCUCUUGCCUCUUGCCUCUGUGUGUGUGUGCACGCACUUUGUAUGGGUUAAAUGCAGAGCACGAAUUCUGAGUAUGGGCCAUACUUGGCUGAAUGUCACGUCACUUUUUUUGUUUUUUGUUUUCUUAAAGUGACCGCACCUAAUUUACUAUAUGCUGUUGGUGUCAUUAAAGGUAAAAUGUAUAAGAUUGUUUUUAUUAAAAUAUCAAAAACCACUAAAACAGUUUUAUAUAUUUUGCUUACAUGUUUUUUCUUUAAUUGCUAAUGCUUGGAAAUUUUUCAACAUUGAUAGUUGUGUAAAUAUUGUCAUACUAUCAGUUAUCUGAAUUUUAGGUUGAUUGUAAUCCAUUUCAUACCUUUCUAUCAAGUCAAACAGUAUCAAGAUGAAUUUGUUCUGACACAGUUUAACUGAGUUCUUGUCAUAUUUUAUUACCAAUUUCUAAACUAAAGCAAAUAAACUGUGAAAAUGUGAGAAAUGCUGAGGGUGUCUGAAUACAGUUUGG